Molecule: messenger RNA, 2684 nt
Organism: Fukomys damarensis (Damara mole-rat)
Lineage: Eukaryota; Metazoa; Chordata; Mammalia; Rodentia; Bathyergidae
Gene: Sema6b
Product: semaphorin 6B
Exons: 15
Coding region: 1002-2684 (560 amino acids)
Biological process (GO): neural crest cell migration; negative regulation of axon extension involved in axon guidance; negative chemotaxis
Molecular function (GO): semaphorin receptor binding; chemorepellent activity
Source: RefSeq, a predicted model, not a curated record
GGUGGAGGCCUCCGGUUACCCCAGGUCAGUGGGUAAACUGAGGCUUGGUAACAUGUGUCAGCCUGAGCGGUUGGACUCCCCCCCCGCAGACCCGGGGCUCAGAAACUCAAACUCAUGGUGAUGCUCCUGCCUCAGCCUCCUGAAUGCUGGGACUGGCUGCAACUGCUUUCUAAGUGUUUAUUGAGCACCUACUGUAUGCUGGGCCUUCUGAGGCACUGGGGACAACAUCAUAGCGGCCUCCUCUAGGCCCUUGGGGACAACAGUUCCGUGGGGCAGAUAGACACUUCAGAUGAGAUAAUGUAGGCACUCCUGGAGGAGCACGGGCUCUGUGGGGCAGAGAUAUUUGCCCACCGUGUCAGGGAUAGCUUGAUUCACAACAGCCGAGAGGCAGAGACAACCCACUGAGCCGACCAGACACACCGGGGCACCAGGGUGCAACCCUGACAUCCCAGAACUCUGGGAGGCUGAGAGAGGAAGACCGCAGUUUCAAGCCAGCUUGGAAAAUGUGACUUAGUGAGACCCUGUCUCAAGAUGAAAAAGGAAUGGGCUCGUUGCUUUGCUGGUACAAAGGCCUGAGUCCUAUCCCAGUGCUCAAGAGAAAAAAGAAAAGGCCGCAGAGGCAGAUGGUGCCAGGCAGAGGCCCGGGCAGAAGGGCAGCAGCACGGGGUGCAGGCCGCUGUGGGAGGCUCAGGCUGGCCCGGGCUCUGGGAUCACAGUGACCCCGGGAGGCCGCGGGGCAGGGCAGGGACGGGGAGGAAACUCCUAGGGAAGCCAGGCAUGUGGGGUCCGGGCGUCCGCUGAGUCACAAGUCCAGGAAGCCCAGGGUCAGGUGACGCAGCCAAGGGUCCCUUUCGGCCCUUCCUGUUUUUUGGCCUUGAAAGCUCCUCAGCAAGCAAUGCAGGGCCCAGGGCCCAUGUUCCCGAAUCAUCCUCACCUGGCAGGGCCGUGGGAUUUUGGAGCCACCCAGAUAGUGCGGGGCUCAGAGGUGACCCGCUGCUCAGAUGGGGAAACCGAGGCACGGUCCCGCCAGAGACUUCCCAGAACAGCAGCCCUGCAGAGAUUCUCAGGAGGAGCUUUUCCUUUCUGUUGUCACCUCCUGCCACCUGGCCCUCGCCAUGCCGACCCCGGGAGCGCCCCCUCCCUGCCCGGCCCUGCUGCUCCUUCUGCUGCUACUGGGGGGCACCCGCGGCCUUUUCCCUGAAGAACCGCCGCCGCUCAGCGUGGCCCCCAGGGACUACCUGAAAUUCUACCCCGUGUUCGUGGGCGGGGGACCCGGGCGCCUGGGCCCUGCAGAGCCCGCUGAGGACCUGAACAUCCAGCGCGUGCUGCGGGUCAACAGGACGCUCUUCAUCGGGGACAGGGAUAAUCUGUACCGCGUGGAGCUGGAGCCCCCCACGUCCACGGAGCUGCGGUACCAGCGGAAGCUGACGUGGCGCUCCAACCCCAGCGACAUAGACGUGUGUCGGAUGAAGGGCAAACAGGAGGGCGAGUGUCGGAACUUCGUCAAGGUCCUGCUGCUUCGCGACGAGUCCACGCUGUUCGUGUGCGGUUCCAACGCCUUCAGCCCCGUGUGCGCCAAUUACAGCAUGGACACACUGCAGCCCGUCGGGGACAACAUCAGCGGCAUGGCCCGCUGCCCCUAUGACCCCAAGCACGCCAACGUCGCCCUCUUCUCUGACGGGAUGCUCUUCACGGCCACCGUGACUGACUUCCUGGCCAUUGAUGCUGUCAUCUACCGCAGCCUCGGGGACCGGCCCACCCUGCGCACCGUGAAACAUGACUCCAAGUGGUUCAAAGGUGGGGGACCUGGAGGAAGGGAGCGUAAAAAUGACCAAGACGAGAUGUGCGUAUGUACCAGUGCCCAAUCUGUGGUGGUGUCGCGCGUGGCCCGGGUGUGCAAGAAUGACGUGGGCGGCUCCCCGCGCGUGCUGGAGAAGCAGUGGACGUCCUUUCUGAAGGCGCGGCUCAACUGCUCCGUGCCCGGGGACUCCCACUUCUACUUCAACGUGCUGCAGGCCGUCAGCGGCGUGGUCAGCCUGGGCGGCCGCCCCGUCAUCCUGGCCGUCUUCUCCACACCCAGCAACAGCAUCCCGGGCUCCGCUGUGUGCGCCUUCGACAUGAGGCAGGUGGCCGCCGUGUUCGAAGGCCGCUUCCGCGAGCAGAAGGGCGCCGGCCCCUGGGGCAACCAGACCGUGGUCUUCCUGGGCUCUGAGGUGGGCACUGUGCUCAAGUUCCUCGUCAGGCCCAACGCCAGCGUCACAGGCACCUCUGGGCCCAGCGUUUUCCUGGAGGAGUUUGAGACCUACCGACCUGACAGGUGUGGACGACCUGGUGGUGGCGGCGAGACAGGGCAGCGGCUGCUGAGCCUGGAGCUGGACGCGGCCUCGGGUGGCCUGCUAGCAGCCUUCCCCCGAUGCGUGGUCCGAGUGCCUGUGGCCCGCUGCCAGCAGUACUCGGGAUGCAUGAAGAACUGCAUCGGCAGCCAGGAUCCCUACUGUGGCUGGGCCCCUGACGGCUCCUGCAUCUUCCUGAGCCCAGGAACCAGAGCCGCCUUUGAGCAGGAUGUGUCCGGUGCCAGCACCUCAGGCUUAGGGGACUGUACAGGCCUCCUGCGUGCCAGCCUCUCGGAAGAGCGCCCUGAGUUAAAUCCCAGAACUGCCGGGGGUCCCCGUGCUCGGGGGUGA